AUGAGCCAAUCGUCAGCAACCGACGUGCCAGAGGUAACUAUCAACUCCAUGGGUACCAAGGAGGUGGAAUUCGACAAUUUAGAGGGUUAUGAGUAUGUAGUAGUCGGCUCAGGCGCCGGCGGGGGCCCCUUGGCCGCCAAUCUGGCCCAUAAAGGCCAUAAAGUUCUCCUCCUGGAGGCCGGAGAUGAUCAGGGCUCCAAUCUCAACCAGCAGGUUCCCGCCUUCCAUUUCAGAUCCACAGAGGACGAGAACAUGCGCUGGGAUUACUUCGUCAAACAUUCGCAGAUGAGACUAUCGCGCGAAAGGACUCGAAAAUGA
Molecule: messenger RNA, 318 nt
Organism: Penicillium arizonense
Lineage: Eukaryota; Fungi; Ascomycota; Eurotiomycetes; Eurotiales; Aspergillaceae
Exons: 1
Coding region: 1-318 (105 amino acids)
Molecular function (GO): oxidoreductase activity; flavin adenine dinucleotide binding
Source: RefSeq, a predicted model, not a curated record